UGCGACCGGCAUCUGUCAAUCAGCAUAAAAAAAUAUUGCCCUCCAUCGUGUGGUCUUCGAAAGUUUGCUAAAAUUACCAGAUAUUUCGAUAGAAAACAAGUGAAAAUUGUUCAUUACAUCAAACUCUGACUGCGUUCCUUCGAGCAAUAGUUAAUGUUGCAGUAGUUACCGGUAAAAGCACUUUUCCUCAUAACGAUGGCCCAUAAACGGAAAGCUGACGGGCAGGUUCCGGCCGAGGAGAACGACUUGCUGCUGAUACGACCUCUGGGUGCCGGUCAGGAGGUAGGCCGUUCCUGCAUCAUGCUCGAGUUCAAGGGCAAAAAAAUUAUGCUGGAUUGCGGCAUCCAUCCAGGGCUGUCCGGGAUGGACGCGUUGCCGUUCGUAGAUCUGAUCGAAGCCGACGAGGUGGAUUUGUUGUUCAUUUCCCAUUUCCAUUUGGACCACUGUGGAGCGCUGCCGUGGUUCUUACAGAAAACUAGCUUCAAGGGAAGAUGUUUUAUGACACACGCAACGAAGGCCAUCUACCGGUGGAUGUUGUCCGAUUACAUCAAGGUGAGCAACAUAAGCACGGAUCAGAUGUUGUACACGGAGGCGGAUCUAGAGGCCAGUAUGGAGAAAAUAGAGACGAUAAACUUCCACGAGGAGCGGGAUGUAAUGGGGGUGCGAUUCUGGGCGUAUAAUGCUGGACACGUUCUUGGUGCGGCGAUGUUCAUGAUCGAGAUUGCUGGGGUGAAGAUUUUGUAUACCGGAGAUUUUUCACGUCAGGAAGAUCGGCAUUUGAUGGCGGCUGAAAUUCCGGCGAUGAAGCCGGAUGUGUUGAUCACGGAAUCCACUUAUGGUACGCACAUUCAUGAGAAGCGAGAGGAUCGAGAGAGUCGUUUCACCAGCUUGGUUCAGAAGAUCGUUCAGCAGGGUGGCCGAUGUUUGAUUCCAGUGUUUGCGCUGGGCAGAGCUCAAGAAUUGUUGCUGAUUUUGGACGAAUAUUGGAGUCAAAAUCCUGAACUGCAAGAAUUUCCCAUUUACUAUGCCUCGUCGCUGGCCAAGAAGUGCAUGGCAGUUUAUCAAACGUAUAUCAACGCGAUGAAUGAUAAAAUCCGGAGACAGAUUGCCGUUAAUAAUCCUUUUGUAUUUCGUCACAUUUCUAACUUGAAAGGAAUUGAUCACUUCGAGGACAUUGGUCCAUGUGUUGUGAUGGCAUCGCCCGGUAUGAUGCAAAGCGGUCUCUCUCGGGAGUUGUUCGAGACGUGGUGCACUGAUCCAAAGAAUGGUGUCAUCAUUGCCGGGUACUGUGUGGAAGGUACCCUUGCGAAGACUAUCCUCUCCGAACCGGAGGAGAUUACCAGCAUGUCCGGCCAAAAGCUCCCGUUAAACAUGUCCGUUGAUUACAUCUCGUUUUCGGCUCAUACAGACUACCAACAGACAAGCGAAUUCAUUCGGAUAUUGAAACCCGCACACGUCAUUUUAGUGCAUGGGGAACAGAAUGAAAUGAAUCGUUUGAAAUCGGCUCUCCAACGGGAGUAUGAAAGCGACCCCAACGCCAACAUUUCGUUGUACAACCCAAAGAAUACGCACGCGGUGGAGUUGUAUUUCCGAGGUGAGAAAACCGCCAAAGUAAUGGGAAAUCUAGCUGUUAAAAAUCCCGAAGAAGGUCAGAAGCUGUCCGGAGUUCUGGUGAAACGGGAUUUUAAGUAUCAUCUGUUAGCUGCGUCAGAUCUGUCGAAAUACACUGACAUGAGUAUGUCGGUGGUGACCCAGCGGCAGAGCAUCCACUGGAAGGGUUCCAUUGCCACGUUGAGACUGCUGCUGGAGCGCAUCGGCGGACCGGGAACCGUGUCGUCAGAAACGACGGAAAAUGACAAGAAGAUCAAAAUAUUUGACUGCAUCGACCUGUCGUUCGACGGAAAGAUCGUCGUCAUGGAAUGGCAGGCGACCCCUGUGAACGAUAUGUACGCCGACACGGUACUGGCCACCCUGCUCCAGUCGGAACUGAGUGGCAGUAUGGUGAAGGGAGCAUCGGCUACAAAGCCGGACAAGAUGCACUUCAAGGAGUGCUUGAUCGAGACGCUGCAGGAAAUGUUCGGAGCGAGCUCCGUGCCGAAGCUGUUUAAGGGAGAUAGCUUGAGCGUGACCGUUCACGGCAAACAGGUGGACAUCAAUCUGAAUACUUUGGAAGUGUCAUGUGAGCAGGAUGAGGUCCUGUAUCAAACGGUGAAGACGACCGUCAACAAGUUGCACCAAAAUCUUGUACAAGUAUCGUAAGUAUUUUAUAAUGGCUUCUUUAGGCGAGCUACACUCUGAUAGGCACGUAUAGAAUCGUUUAUCAUAUACAUUUAUCCAUUUUUCUCAUUAUACAAACAAAAAAUUGUAUUACAUCUUUUAAAAAUUAGAA
Messenger RNA from Armigeres subalbatus, 2389 nucleotides. RefSeq names its product cleavage and polyadenylation specificity factor 73 (gene Cpsf73). Gene Ontology annotation, biological process: mRNA 3'-end processing by stem-loop binding and cleavage. Gene Ontology annotation, cellular component: mRNA cleavage and polyadenylation specificity factor complex. Gene Ontology annotation, molecular function: RNA endonuclease activity; 5'-3' RNA exonuclease activity; RNA binding. The transcript is spliced from 4 exons. The coding region runs from base 196 to 2259 and encodes 687 amino acids. The record is from RefSeq and is a predicted model, not a curated record. NCBI's taxonomy places the organism in Eukaryota, Metazoa, Arthropoda, Insecta, Diptera, Culicidae.